Molecule: messenger RNA, 9028 nt
Organism: Pocillopora meandrina
Lineage: Eukaryota; Metazoa; Cnidaria; Anthozoa; Scleractinia; Pocilloporidae
Source: the annotation of a GenBank genome assembly
GUAAAGCAACAUGGCGGACGGCAUGGAAGAUUUAAAGUUGACUGUAAACAAGGAUUUUGCGAAGAAACUCCACAAACAGAAGGAAAAAGCUGAACUCGACCAGUGUAAGUUUCUAAUAGCCUUUCUUCGAAGGCAUAAAUAUUUGAACUAUGAUGCCAGCGUUUUCUUGUAAAGCGCAUAAUCGAUAUGUAACUUGGCUGCUUGCAAGAAGCUUUCCGUGUGAGUUACGAAUUUAAAUCUCAAUAACUUGUGUUCGUUUCAGUGAAGCAGAAAUUUGGUGACAAGGAUUCAGGGAGCGAAUCCGAUUCAAGUUCAUCUGAAACAGAAGAUGAGGAUGCAAGGGUGAGUUUUGAAUUAUUCUAUUUAGGGUUCCGUUCAGUGUUUGUGAAAUACUCAUCCUUGUAGCUUGAAUACAUAAUCUGCUAAGUCCUUGAUGCUUUAACUUCCAAGAUCUGAUUCUUAAUUCUCCCCUAUGGUUGCUACACCUUUCCUUGUAAAAAAUUACGAGAAUUUGGUGUCAGGUCAACAUAACAACUUCUGCCGUAUAAGUUUGAGUAUUCUUGUUACCUGUUUUGUGGACAAUGUACAAAUACUAUAGGGAGAAGUUACAUGUAAAUCACUUGUGGGAGUUCAAGGGUGAAAAGAUACUGUUAGAAUAAAUGCCAUCUUACUGCCAUAGAGAAGUCCCUGUCAAAAAGUAAAGAUAAUGGGAAAAAAAUAUAUGAAUCGAUGUAAAGGCAGGGAUGGCCUUACAAAUAGUAUUUUCACAGUGAUUGUAAACAGAUUUCAACUGAUGUCCUUGCUGAAUGAAUUAGUAUAAAGCAGAGAAAGACAGAUGGCGGCAUCCAAUUUGUUUAAAUUUUUAAUAUAGUUAAGAAUGAGCAAUUCCUGAUACCAAGGGAAUGAAAUAUUCGUGAUACAGUGAUUAGAAACGACAGGGAGUUUGACAGAUUUGGUAGAUUGAAAAGUCACAUGCCCUUUGUUUUGCAAAAAUAGAAUUAUUGCUCAGUUCUAAAGAGAACUGAACAACUGUCAUCAUAAUGAGACAAUGAAGAUAUAUUUCACUGAACAGCUCCAAAUAUGACAAAAAAGCUAUGUUCAUGUUUAACACAGUAAAUCUGUGCAAUGAAAUUUGAAGAGUAGCAUUAAUUUUUUUUUUAUUUCAAGGAACUCACUUCACAAAAGGAAAAGGAUUUUCUGACUGUCCUAUCCAUGAUCAAGAAUAAAGACCCAAAAAUCUAUGAAAAGGAUUCCAAUUUUUACCAUGAAGAUGGUAUGGCAAAGGAUGCUUAUAAACAAAUUUGAUUCUCUUACCUAUUUCUCCAAUUUUUUUUAAAUUCAGACUUAAAGUUGGUUUUUAUUCUUAAAUAGAGAACAGUAGUUCUUCAGGAGGGAGUAGUAAAGAGCAGAAUAAACCCAAAAAGCCUAUGUAUUUAAAAGAUUUUGAAAGAAAGGAGUUAUUGGAAAGAGGAAGGUUAGUUGUUAUGAUAAAAAGAAAGUAAAACAUUUAAAACUUUUUUUUUUACCCUUUCUGUACAUUCCCCUAGCCUCUCCUCUGCCAGUUAGCUGUAACUACCUCUCACCUAUCCUAAACUGAAUUCCACAGUCAUGGUUGUUGAAUAUAAUUUUGUGUGAUACUAUUUAGUCAUAUUAUACUAUCAUGUGAAGUUUGAUAUGUGUCCUUCUUUAAGAUUAUUGUUUAGCAUCAAUAAACUUGUUGGUAUAACUUUGCUCAUGUGUCAGGCAUUUUUUUAUUGGAGUAGAGGAGUAGUGAUUACCUUAUUUGGAAAACCAGCUCAUUAAAAAAAUUUUGGGGCAGGCUUUUUAUUUUUAAUAAGAGAGUUUACCUGAUUUUGUAUUCUAGCGAGGCAUUCUUGAGUGAUGAAGAAAGUGAUGAUGAAAAAGUGCUUGAGGUGAGUUAAAUGUAAGGGUACAACACCUCUGGAUGGUAGUCUUGAGGAACUUUCAAAGUUCAAGCAGCAAAUAGAAGUUCAGGGAAAGAGAAUGAAAGCCUCUUGUAUCUUAUUGUGUGGAAAGAUAGAUGAUUGGACCAUAAAUAAACUGCACUGGUACCAAAAAGUAAUACUCUCUUGUUAAAUUUCUCGAGAGUACUCACAAAAGUACUGUGUGCUCAGUAGACAGAUACUGUCAGCUUAGUCCAGUUUCUUGAGGGGUGUGAAUGGUCUCACAAUGUUAAUGCAGUAGGUUAUUAAUUUAUCCCCAACCAUUUGGUCCAAUUGUCACACAAUAUAAUUCUGUAUUUCAGGGCAGAAGAUCUCCUACUUUUGUGGAGGAGCAAAAACAAAUAAAAGAUAGGUAAAGAUGAAUUUUGCUAGAUUACAAGUAUCUAUGCGAGCACUAAGAGCUGCCCAUAGCAACUUUUCUUGACAACUUGUUCUGCUGGUGCCAUUCAAAUCAAUUAAAAGGUAACAUAUAUGUCAGUCUUGAUGAGUUGUCAUGUUAUCUUAUAGUUUCAAGAGAGCUAUUCAGGAUGAUGGUGAAGAUGCUGAUUUUCUGAAAGUUAGAGAAAAAACUAUGGAAGAAAAGGUAACAAGAAUGUUUUCUUGUACCAUUCCCUGAUUUAAGAUAGACAGAACCUCUCAAAUACAAGACACUUGCUUUAAAGAUGUGCUUUCUGCUUGUUAGAAGGAAGCUAUAACUGACCUAAUUCACACUUAUUUAUCUAGAUGAAGGAGGAAAGAGAUUAUGUGGAAUGGUUGAAAGGACAGGAGAACAAACAAAGCACAAAGUCUGCAAUGGGUAUGGUAAGUAAAGCAUUAAAAAACAUUCAGAAUUUACUCAUCAUUGUUUAGUUUGAGUGCUGAGCUUACUCAGUUUAAAAAUUUAGUGGUGGGUAACCUGAAAGUCACAUCCCUUGUUAUUUAUAGCUUUAAUUUAUUAUUUCUCAGUGUCACUGCCUUAGAUUAUCAGCUGUUUAUUUUCUUUGGUUUCAGUCUGUGAGACAGUAUCUUGCUUUUGGAAUAAUAUUGAAUUCUUUUUCUCUCUGGUAUUUACAGCAGGCCUUACGUCAUUACUGGAAUGAUCCCAAUUUAGAUGAAGGGGAACAGUUUUUGAGAGAUUACAUUCUGGAUAGAAAUUACCUUGAGAAAGAUUCAGAGAGGUAAUAUUCAAAUUUACUUUCAUUUUUAUGUUUCUUAUUUAACCAUGAUUAAUGAUGUUCAGCUUAUUUAUUUAUCUCUUGAGUAAUUUCUCUCUUUUCUAGAAUUCCUACAUAUGAUGAGAUUGUGGGCUUUGAUGAUGAUGAGGUACAGUUAAACCCUUUACGCCCUAAUAUCAGUAUGUAUAUUCUCCAUACUGUUCUCUAUACAUUAUUUUAAGUGUUGACAAGGAGAAAUUAUUUAAAAAUUAAGAGGCUCUUUAGUUGGUGAUCAUUUCCUUUUUUCUUGUGACCUUAAUGUAUGAUUUGAGUGUGAAAUUGUAAGGAGAAAUGAGAUGCUGGUCAGUCUUAGGGGUUAUAGAGAUGUAAAUAGCAGUUCUUACCUAAAAAUUAGUGACCAUUCCCUUAAUUUGCAUCAGCUUUUUUAACUCUAAAUAAUGAACAGUCCCUUAUUUACAAAAUCAAUUAAAAUAAGAUUUAAUAUUCUGUUAACAAUACUUAUACUAUUAAGGAGUCUGUUCAUCAAAUUCCUUCAUUAUGCCAAAAAUUGAUGUAUUUAGUUGUGUGUCAGGAAUUACUGUCUAGUCGCUACCAGUCUGCUGGCUACCAAUCACACACUGAUCGCUACCAUGAUGAAGUCUGAUCACCACCACUGGGAAUUACCAACAGAAAACAUGGAUGAAACUUAGUACUUAAAAAGCCACAAAGAUUUAUAAAAGAAGAUUUCUGUAUCAUUUAAUUUAGAGUAUAAAAAUUAUCUUGUGCAAUAACAUAAUCAAAUUGAUCAGGCUUUUGUAUCAUUCUCUAGGAUGAAACAGAAGUUGAGAAACAAGAAGAAUUUGAACGAAAGUUCAAUUUUAGAUUUGAAGAACCAGACUCUGAGUUUGUAAGUACAUUUACAUACAUGAUGUAAAAUGCAAUGGACUUUAAGAUACUUCAUACUCAUGGACAAAGUUGAAAGAACAACCCAGCAAGCCAUGAUUGCUAUUAUUCUACAUUUUCUGUCAAUAUAUACCACAUGGGUGGUAUAUACAAACAAAGUGGAGCAGCCUAAGAGACAAAAUGAUGCAUCAACAAUUUAAUUACUGACGAUAUCUUAAAUAUUUCUCACUGUAAUUAAUCCUUGCAGCACAUUGCUCAAAAAAACAAUUGCAGUAUUUCAGAGUUUGCAAUAGGAUCUUUUUGUUUGCCAUUUGUGAUUGAUCAUUUUUAAUCCAUUUGGCAAUGUGUUUAUUUUGGAGAAAUUAGGGAGGACUACGUCAAACCUUCCUUCAAAAGAAUAUUAAUAUUUAUUAAUAUUUUUGUUGCUUUAGAUAAAAACAUAUCCCCGCACAAUUCAAGCAUCUGUACGAAAGACAGAUGACCGUCGCAAGGAGAAGAGAAAAACAAGAGAGACAAGGAAAGAAAAGGUCAGAUACAGUCAAGGUUUUAUUCUCCAUUUUCGGUGUUGACCCCCCCUUGAGCCCUACCUUUACUGACUCUCUACUUUUAAUUUUUAUUUUAAUGCAGGAGAAAGAACAGAAACGUGAGGAAAUCAAGAGAUUGAAAAACCUCAAAAGAAAAGAGAUUAUGGAGAAGCUUGAGAAAUUAAAAGGUCCGUAGAUGCACUGUAAAUUGAGUUUUUCUUGUUAGACUUGGCUUGAAUCUUUAUUUUCUUAUAUGUAUUCCCUGCACAGUUUUAACCACAGAUCCUGUACACUUCUUGACUGUUUAAUAAUAAUGAAUUGUUCUUUUUUGUAGAAAUAACUGGAAACCCUAAUGUGGGUUUUAAAGAGGAAGAUAUAGAAGGUGACUUUGAUCCCAAGAAAUAUGAUGAGGCUAUGCAGGUGAUUUUGAAUUGUCCUAAUGGGAAAUUUAUAGAGUGCAAUCUCUUGCUCCAAACACAAAGAGAUAUACAUGUAAUGAUAUUGAAUAAUGUAAACAUUCUUUGGAAUCUCUGUUGAUGGCCAAGAUUACAUUAGUGAAUAACACAUCAAUCAUGUUUAACGCCAUCAAAAUUCAAAUGUGGAGCUUGCCAAAAGAAUUGUAAUUAAUACCUUUGGGUCAAGAGCAGCAAUCUUCUGUGUAAGUGUAAAUGCCAUUAAUUGUUUUAAAAUAUUGGUUACAUUGUAUUUUGUCACAGAGAGCAUUCAAUGCUGAGUUUUAUGAAGAAGAUGAAAAUGAAAAACCUGUGUUUGAAGAUGAUUUGGAUGAUAUUGGUUAGUUUGAUUUGUACCAAGUUAAGAUAUACUGUUCUCUUCCUGAUCUAGUCAGCUUUAUCUUCGCUGUAUCUUGAUGUGCAUGUAAAACAAUCCCACCCAUAGUAACAUUUUCCUUUCUAUGCUGACAGGUUUAACCCUUAACCCUUUAGCCUAAAGAUCUAAUUGUUAAUUCUCCCCUCUAGCAGCUAGCUAAACAUUUCCUUAUACAUUAGUGACAAGAAUUUGGUAUUAAAUCAAGAUAACAACUUCUACUUGAUAAGUUUAAGUAUUCUUGUUACCUGUUUGCUGAAAAGUGUAUGUAUAUCAUAGGGAAAAGUUACAUGUUAAUCAAUUCUAGGAGUUACAGGGUAAACUUGAGGUGAACAAUGAAGAUGACAAGUCUUGUUGGUAUGAUCAUAAACUGAUUUAAUCAAAUGUUACAGAGCUCUUGUGUAACAGUUAGGGAACAUAAGAUUUUCUUAUUUUAAAGCAGAUGCACAUGAAGCUCUUUUUUUUCCCUCUGGCAGAAAACUGGGAUGAGUGGGAAGGCGAUUAUGAUGAAAAUGUGGAUGAUGAACACCAAGAAGAUGGAACGUUUGGUAAAUAUUAAGGAUUGAUGCUCUGUCUUGUCUUCUGUUAUUCAGUGUCAAAUUUUUCAUUGCCAACAUUUUACCUUGGUUGGCCUCAGCCACUUAACCCUCUAACUCCCAAGAUUUCAUUAGUAAUUCUCCUUACUGUCUGCCAUAAAAUUUAUGUGAUGUUAGUUUGGAGAAUUUGGAAUUGGAUCAACCAGUAAUCCCCUGAUCAAUAUUUUCUUUAUUCUCAUUACUUGUCUGCUUGAUAUCAUACUGGUAGUGUAAAGAGAAAUUCUGUCUUGGUCACCAGUGGGACUUAAAGGGUUAAGAAAUCAAAGUAGGCUCAUGUAGUAAAUUAAAUAAUUAUGACAUUCUUUUAACUAUUUCAGAACCUCACAGUGAAGAUCCAAACUUUAAUGUAAGUUUUACUCACGUUGAUCAGUGAAUUUCCUGAAAAGUAGUCUUUUAUUAGAAUAUGUAGAGACCCACUGGACACCAUAGAUACUUAGUCACAAGAUUCUCAUCAUUUUUUGUUUAAAAUGAUGUUAGGUGUGGAUAAGGUGAUUGUUUUUAUGUCCCUUGUACACCUGAGCAUUGAUGAAGUUUCCUAACUAACCAAACUCACUAUGUACAGUUUGCAUUACUUUUUUCUAAUUUUCAAGAAUGUUUCUUCUUUAGAUGGAUGCUGAUUACGAAGAAAAUGGAAAUGAUCCAAAUGAGUUUAGUGGAAGGAAAAGGAAGGGAAGAUCGAGAUUUGGUCAUGUUAUAGCACGGAAAAAACCAGUAUUUAAUCCAGGUGUGUUGAUCUGUAGAGAAUAUCAGUUAUGCUGUUUGGUAUACUUCAAGUAUCAAGAUCUGUUUUAGCUACUUUAUGUGUCCUUUUAAUUAAGAAGAGGAAUUUGUUUAGAAUCUAGAUCAUUCCCUGUAAUUUAUAGAUUUCUUUCUCCUCAUUUCCUGUUUGAUGGAUAACAUACUCCAAUUGUUAGAAUAAGUUAUUGGCUCAGUACUUCUGCAUGGUAAAGAGUUGGUGUGCAGAGAGAGUUAUUAUCCGUUAGGUUUCUGUAUUUCUCUAACCCUUCACUCCCAAGAUCUCAUUAGUAAUUCUCCUUACUGUCUGUCAUGCAAUUCUCAUGAUGUUAGUUUGGAGAAUUUGGUAUUGGAUCAACUUAUAAUCCUCUAAUUGAUAUUUUUCUUAAUUCUUGUCACAUGUCUGCUGGAUCUUGUAUGGAUAUUGUAAGGAGAAAUUCUAUCUUGGUCACUCAUGGGUGUUAAAGGGUUAACUUACAAUUUCUUUGUUUGUUUGUUUUUAUCUUAGACGAGAAAACAUUUGAGGAAUAUUUUGACGAAUAUUACAAACUGGAUUAUGAGGAUAUUAUAGGAGACAUGCCUUGUCGAUUUAAGUACCGACAGGUUGUACCUAAUGACUUCGGGCUCACAACAGAAGAGGUAUGAGCAAGAUUUGUGGUAACAAUGGUUAUCCCAACCUUAGGACGCAUUGCGAUAGACCAAAAUAAAAAUAAACAAAGGAGCUAAUGAAAAGUCCAGAAAAGAACGAGCAAACUGAUUGAAGCGCGGGAAAACACGAGCGACCAAGUUAACGCUCUACUUAGUAUCCCCCCUGUAUGAAGCCCUCUUCUCUUAUAGUCCCUUUCCCCCCCCCUCCGCCUGGAAGUUGAAGUCUUUUAAAAGACCUCCCUCUCUCCCCUCUCUCUCCUUCCUCCCUCGCUGGCUCAACUUUCGCCAUUUGAGAACUGGAACAAUUUAUAAGAAAAUUAUACUGCUAUCUCGAGUGUUGUAUGUUGCUUUCGUUUCAUGAGAGUAAUCUUCAUUUUCCUCUCUUCAGAUUUUAUCCUGCCCAGACAGAGAGCUAAACCAGUGGGUCUCUGUAAAAAAGAUGUCCCAAUACAGGUAAAAAAAUCUGUAUUCUGUUACAUUUCGUGAUAAUUAAAUCGAGGCACGUUCUUUCCCACUUCUGCGGCUUAGAUCACCCGUUGUAAGCAUUUCCGAUCAUAUAGAACGUGAUUAAGUUUGAAUUUGCCAAUUUUCGUUUAUUUGAAGACCGAACGCAAAACUUUCUUCUUUCCUAUCCCAUUUCUGAACAGGACGGUUUUUCGAAAAGGUAAUCUCGAGGUAAAAUAAAAUGCUCUUUGAUUUUUUUAUAUCACAGACCUGAAAAUGAAGAGCACUAUGAAGUUAAAAAGUUUCGCAAGCGGGGGAGAGAUCUGCAAAAGAAGAAAAGGAUUCUUACCUCACUGGCUGAGAACGAAAGGUGUGUUGUACAUGCAGAUUUGAAUUGCGGCUGUGGCGACAUUGUCACGAAAAGGGUCCGUCUUAUAACAAGCAAAGUCGUUAAAAUAUUUUGUGAAUGAGGGCUGUACACGUAUAUGAUGCCUGCCGUCAGACAUCAUGUGGUGAGUUCAUUAGUCUUUUUUUACUUAUUAUGUUAUUAAUUAUUUGUUUUAUAUUUCAGAUCUGACGAAGUUAACGUCAAAAAGAAAAAGUUAUCUGACCAAAGUUUACCGAAAAAGAGUAAAACGCUGGAACACAAUGUUGAUACAAAUGGAGCACAAAAUGAACAAACUGAUAUCAGAAAGAGAACGAAAAAAUCUUCUGAUAAAAUAGACACGACCAAUGAGAAGAAAAGCGAAGACUUACCAGGAGAAGAAGUUUCACUGGCUACAGAAGGUGAAAGCAAUGGAAAGAAUGAAGGGGAAUCAAAGAAGCCGAAAAAACAAAAGACGAGAAAUCCAAAGAGACGAAGGAUGACGUUUGAGGAGUUGAAAGAACUUGCGGUCAAAAAGCGGCUGCGCAGACAAUUUAAAGGCGCAAAGCAAGAAAAACUGAGUAAUUUAUCAGCUUCGCGACUGGCCUCCUAUGGACUUACAAGGAAGAAAAAGAAGAAAUAGCAGUUUUUUUGUGAUCACCAGCGCAACUGGUUGUGUUCCUAAAACUGAGAUCUGUUUACCUGCCGCUCAGUUUUCCUUGAUUGACACGACUUAGCUCUCUCUCCCCUCCCUUCUCUUCACUCGGUACAGUAGAUCACAAUAUAAUAAGAGGGGGGGGGAGGUUGCAUCCUACAACUUUAUCUACUCAUUCCCGUGUUCAAAGUAAUCCGCUGACCAAACACGUGCAGUUUAAGAGAGAGGUUCCGAAAG